Molecule: messenger RNA, 1773 nt
Organism: Amaranthus tricolor (Joseph's coat)
Lineage: Eukaryota; Viridiplantae; Streptophyta; Magnoliopsida; Caryophyllales; Amaranthaceae
Product: serine/threonine-protein kinase STY13
Exons: 6
Coding region: 441-1490 (349 amino acids)
Biological process (GO): protein phosphorylation
Molecular function (GO): ATP binding; protein kinase activity
Source: RefSeq, a predicted model, not a curated record
CACAUAGACCCAAAUUUUCCAUAGUUCUAUCCAUUAGAUCCAUUCUACCCCUCUUAAUUUUGUUGUGUGCUGUUUUUCUUUGUUGUUUGUUAUUUGAUAAGCACGUCAAAUCAACGCGUAAACUCACUAUAAUUUUAAUAAUAAAUAACACUUUCAUCCCCAUCUUCCUUUCUUGCUUCCUUUUACUCUCCCAUUUCUCUUCCUAAUCCUGUUUCUACUCCAUUUUCUUCAUUUUUUAUUAACAUAUAAAUUAUCCCCGUUUCUUCCCCAACCGAUAACCUACCCAUUAUUGUAUUUGUCUUGGAACUCCCAAUUUUAUGAACUCUAUAUCUUGAUGGGUGUUUUUUAUGAGGUGGGUCGAUCUUAAAUUUAACAUAAUUUAUUGUAGUGUCAAAUGUUUUGAUUUUUUAUUGAUUAUUAAUAGUAAUUUCAAGUGAAAAAUGGGAUCUGAAAAUGGGUUUUAUUCAAUUCAAGAGUUUAAUUUGGAUGCCAAGUGGUUGAUUGAUGCUAAACAUCUCUUUGUUGGCCCUAAAAUUGGUGAAGGUGCUCAUGCAAAGGUUUAUGAGGGAAAAUAUAAAAAUCAGGAUGUUGCUAUAAAGAUUGUAAAUAAAGGGGAAACACCAGAGGAGAAAGCUAAAAGAGAAGGGCGUUUUGCUAGGGAAGUUGCAAUGUUGUCCAAAGUUCAGCAUAAAAAUUUAGUCAAGUUUAUUGGAGCUUGUAAGGAGCCUUUCAUGGUAAUUGUGACUGAGCUUCUAUUGGGUGGGACUUUACGGAAGUACUUAUUGAACUUGAGACCUAAUUGCUUGGAAACAAAGGUAGCAAUCGGCUUUGCUCUUGAUAUUGCUCGUGCAAUGGAAUGCUUGCACUCCCAUGGAAUUAUACAUCGUGACUUAAAACCAGAAAACUUAAUCUUGACAUCAGAUCAAAAAACAGUCAAACUUGCUGAUUUUGGCCUAGCUAGGGAGGAGUCGGUAACUGAAAUGAUGACGGCAGAAACAGGAACCUACCGAUGGAUGGCCCCAGAGCUCUAUAGCACCGUCACAUUAAGGCGCGGGGACAAGAAGCAUUACACUCACAAGGUUGAUGCCUACAGUUUCGCGAUUGUAUUAUGGGAACUCGUACAUAAUAAAUUACCAUUUGAAGGCAUGUCCAAUUUGCAGGCAGCCUAUGCGGCUGCUUUUAAAAAUGUUAGACCUAGUGCGGAAAAUCUUCCCGAAGACUUGUCCAAAAUCGUGACCUCUUGUUGGGCAGAGGACCCAAAUGCUCGUCCUAAUUUCAGCCAGAUAAUUCAAAUGCUCUUGCAUUAUCUCUCGACUUCGUCUCCAAAACCUAUGAUCCCGCCUCAGAUAGUCUUUCCCGAGAAUGGUUCAGAGUCUCCCGCAACAAAUACGUUGAUGACUGUAAGACAUCGGACAGGCGAAUCGUUCAGAGUAACUGACAUGGAAAACAAGCAAAGAAGUUUUUUCUUCUGUUUCAAAGAGUGCUACUAAACCCGAUAGUCUUUAGUUUCGUUUGAUUAGUUCGGGUACAACGUACCAUUGUAAUCUAUGUAUGUUGCUAGAAAACGAAUGUUGUAGCAUAAACACAAAAUCGAAAUGUUUAUGAAAACCGGAUAGAAUGUAGAGUAGGUUGCGAUAUUGUCGUUACAAUUCGCAUAAUUAGUCACUCAUUGUAAUGUGGCUCUGCAUUAGGCCCUUUGAGAUUAUGGGCCUUUGUGAUGUAAAAAAUGUAUAAUUAAUCAAGUCAUAAUUAGUUAUUAAGUUGAUAUUUUCA